UCUGUCACACAUUUCGCCGAAUGCAGGGGGUUAUUGGUGAUAAUUCCAAACGGUUUCUCUUUCAGUAGAGACCCAUUAAAGAGGCGGUAAUCAAAAAGAUAUGGGAUCCGGAGAGAGCACGAGCAGGAGAGUUUCUUUCGGCCUAGAUGAGGAUGACAGGGUGAGGAUUCUGCGUGGAGUGAAGCUAUCUGAAGAUGUUCUUCAGCGCAUGAGAAAUGCUGGUCAAACUCCUGAACCCAAACAACCUGGCAAUGAUAAAGAAAACCAAGGACAGCAGACUCAAACAUCCAGCACAUCUGACACUCCAACUCCAAAAUCUCAGACCAGGACAACUUUUCCUGACACUAAAGAGGAGUUGAGGAAAAGGUAUGAGCAGCAGCAGGCCAUUAUACAAGAGGAGCUGGCUCGCACUGCUCAGAAAGAGAGAGAGGCAGUGCGGCAGGAUAUCACUCGAACGGUGCUGAGAGAGAGAGUGCAGACCCAGCUGGAGACUGAGAAAUCCAAACAGCUGCCUGCCCCUGAACUGGAUGCCUGGGGGAAACAGCUGGACAAGAAGGAGGCGGAACUAAAGGCGCUGGAUGCCUUCUACAGGGAGCAGAUCACACAGCUAGAAAAGAAGAAUGUGGAACGCUUCAAGAUGUCUGCCGCACAAUUCCACACAGCCGCAACCAGAAGCGGAGCCAGCAUAAAGCCUCGUAACAUGGAACCGGUGUGUACGAACUUGCAGGCUCAGAUCAUGAACUGCUACAAACAGAACCGCGAACAGACACUUCAGUGUUCAGAUCUGGCCAAAGAGUACAUGCAGUGCAUCAAUGCAGCCAAGAAGAAUCUGUUGGUGAAUCACGGAUAAAGAUCUGUUCUGCUUGUCAGCAGUGCAGCCAUCUUACCUGUCACUCAGGUUCAUCUGUGUGUUGGGUUUCACGGGCCGCUGCAUCUUCAGCCUUUCCAUCCAAUUACCAUCUGAUCCCCAGGCUCUGAGUCGCACUACAGUGUACUGAACAAGCUAUAUUCUUCAGGCCGCUAUGAAUUUUACAUUAUAUAGAACAGCACAGAGAAUGGGAUUACAAAAAUGCUAGGCUUGAUUUAUAUAAGAGUACACUCAGGAAAUCCUGAUGCUUUUAUUUGUCAGGAUUUUAUUUAUAAAUUAUAUUUCAUCAAAAUCAUAUCUACAUAAACGGAUAA
Molecule: messenger RNA, 1182 nt
Organism: Xyrauchen texanus (razorback sucker)
Lineage: Eukaryota; Metazoa; Chordata; Actinopteri; Cypriniformes; Catostomidae
Product: MICOS complex subunit mic25a-like
Exons: 9
Coding region: 101-850 (249 amino acids)
Cellular component (GO): MICOS complex; mitochondrion
Source: RefSeq, a predicted model, not a curated record